Gongylonema pulchrum is the source of this 741-nucleotide messenger RNA. Lineage: Eukaryota; Metazoa; Nematoda; Chromadorea; Rhabditida; Gongylonematidae. The record is from the annotation of a GenBank genome assembly.
AUGUUUGUAUUUGUUUGUAUGUAUGUAUAGCAAAUCGAACGCAAACGUAAAACAUUGGAACGACUGCGUCGUGAAGCACAGCGCCGCGGUAUCAAAUUGGGUCCUGGAUCAGCUUCUGAACCGGAUAUUGUUGUUGAGCCACAACCAGAGCCAAAAUCAGUUACCGAAGCGAAAUUACGAGCCAAAUUACAGGCCAAGAAAAAGGCAAAUUUCCUCAGAGCACAGCAACAAAAUGCAGAACAACUCGGGAAUGAUAAUGGAGCUCCCGGGGAACAAAUUCCACCGAUUCCGGAGAAUAAGCAGCAAGAAGGGGCCGGUCAGAUGAGUGGUGAUACGGCUGCUGGAACAACAGGGAAGAAGAAGAGGAAAGGGAAGAAGGGACAGCAAGCGAAGCAGCAGCAGCAGUUUGAUGCUAUCAAUUCGAGCAUACGUGAAAAAUUAGCAUCGAUCGCAGCUCGGAAAGAACGAAUGCACGAAAUACGAGCCCAACUGGUACGACCAGUUGUAGAUGAAACAUUUCGAAAAGCUGAACAACAGCUUAAUUCCAUAACGGAAAUGCGAAAAUUGCUGGAGGAGGUUCAGGAUAAAGGUGAACAACUACCGGAAGAAACGGCGCAAAUGCUUGAGCGUCAACUUGAAGCUGAAGAAAGUGGUGUUGGAGCAGUUGCUUCGGCUGCAGCGGCACUUCCAGAUUCCGAAAUACCGUUUGCUGAAAGUAUCCAGUUUGUAACUAAAUUUUGA